Molecule: messenger RNA, 2301 nt
Organism: Nycticebus coucang (slow loris)
Lineage: Eukaryota; Metazoa; Chordata; Mammalia; Primates; Lorisidae
Gene: CPSF6
Product: cleavage and polyadenylation specific factor 6
Exons: 11
Coding region: 97-1866 (589 amino acids)
Biological process (GO): mRNA alternative polyadenylation
Cellular component (GO): mRNA cleavage and polyadenylation specificity factor complex
Molecular function (GO): mRNA binding
Source: RefSeq, a predicted model, not a curated record
GCAGCGCGCCCCGCCCCCGCCGCCAGAUCCGCUGCUGCUGCCGCGGCGGGCGGACCUGCAGGAGGCGGCGGCGGCGGCGGCCGAGGCCGAGGGAAGAUGGCGGAUGGCGUGGACCACAUAGACAUCUACGCGGAUGUGGGCGAAGAGUUCAACCAGGAAGCUGAAUAUGGUGGGCAUGAUCAGAUAGAUUUGUAUGAUGAUGUCAUAUCUCCAUCUGCAAAUAAUGGAGAUGCCCCAGAAGACCGGGAUUAUAUGGAUGCUCUCCCACCAACUGUUGGUGAUGACGUGGGUAAAGGAGCAGCACCAAAUGUUGUCUAUACAUACACUGGAAAGAGAAUUGCAUUAUAUAUUGGAAACCUGACAUGGUGGACAACAGAUGAAGACUUAACUGAAGCAGUUCAUUCUUUGGGAGUAAAUGAUAUAUUGGAGAUAAAAUUUUUUGAAAAUCGGGCAAAUGGCCAAUCAAAAGGGUUUGCCCUUGUUGGUGUUGGAUCUGAAACAUCUUCAAAAAAGUUAAUGGAUUUGUUGCCUAAAAGAGAACUUCAUGGUCAAAAUCCUGUUGUAACGCCAUGCAAUAAACAGUUCCUGAGUCAGUUUGAAAUGCAGUCCAGGAAAACUACACAAUCAGGACAAAUGUCUGGGGAAGGUAAAGCUGGUCCUCCAGGAGGCAGUUCACGUGCAGCAUUUCCGCAAGGUGGUAGAGGACGGGGCCGUUUUCCAGGGGCUGUUCCCGGUGGGGACAGAUUUCCUGGGCCAGCAGGACCAGGAGGGCCACCUCCACCUUUUCCAGGAAAUUUGAUCAAGCAUCUUGUUAAAGGAACUCGGCCUUUGUUCCUGGAAACUAGGAUUCCAUGGCAUAUGGGGCACAGCAUAGAGGAAAUACCCAUUUUUGGCCUAAAAGCUGGACAGACUCCACCACGUCCACCCUUAGGUCCUCCAGGCCCACCUGGUCCACCAGGUCCUCCACCUCCUGGUCAGGUUCUGCCUCCUCCUCUAGCCGGUCCUCCCAAUCGAGGAGAUCGCCCUCCACCACCAGUUCUUUUUCCUGGACAACCCUUUGGGCAGCCUCCGUUGGGUCCACUUCCUCCUGGCCCUCCACCUCCAGUUCCAGGCUACGGCCCCCCUCCUGGUCCACCACCUCCACAACAGGGACCACCUCCACCUCCAGGCCCUUUUCCACCUCGCCCACCUGGUCCUCUUGGGCCACCCCUUACACUUGCUCCUCCUCCGCAUCUUCCUGGACCACCUCCAGGUGCCCCACCGCCAGCUCCACAUGUGAACCCGGCUUUCUUUCCUCCACCAACUAACAGCGGCAUGCCAACAUCAGAUAGCCGAGGUCCACCACCAACAGACCCCUAUGGCCGACCUCCACCAUAUGAUAGGGGUGACUAUGGGCCCCCUGGAAGGGAAAUGGAUACUGCACGAACGCCAUUGAGUGAAGCUGAGUUUGAGGAAAUCAUGAAUAGAAAUAGGGCAAUCUCAAGCAGUGCUAUUUCAAGAGCUGUGUCUGAUGCCAGUGCUGGUGAUUACGGGAGUGCUAUAGAGACAUUGGUAACUGCAAUUUCUUUAAUUAAACAGUCCAAAGUAUCUGCUGAUGAUCGUUGCAAAGUUCUUAUUAGCUCUUUGCAAGAUUGCCUUCAUGGAAUUGAGUCCAAGUCAUAUGGUUCUGGAUCAAGAAGACGUGAACGAUCAAGAGAGAGGGACCAUAGUAGAUCACGAGAGAAGAGUCGGCGUCAUAAAUCCCGUAGUAGAGAUCGUCAUGACGAUUAUUACAGAGAGAGAAGCAGAGAACGGGAAAGGCACCGGGAUCGGGAUCGAGACCGCGACCGAGAACGUGACCGGGAGCGAGAGUAUCGCCAUCGCUAGAAGCUGAAGGAAGAGGAUCACCUUCUACGACAAAGGAGUCUUCAUGGGGGAAAAAUGACGCUUGUCCAGCAGUUUACUUCUUGUGAUUGAACUGAACCUGUAAGGAUUCAUGGAUAAAAUGAACAGGAAUAGAUCUGAAUAAAGCAAAUCUGCAUAAAUGGUAACCAGUAGCUCUACUUUUAUUUUUUAUGUUGCUUAACUGUUUUAUUUGAAGGAAACCUAUGUGAUUUAAAAAGUUAUAGCUUUUGCAACUUUAUUACUGGUUAUAUACAUUUGGCCAUUAUAAUGUGCAAGCAAUUGGAAAAAAAAAAAGUCAAGUAAAUGCUUGUUUUUAUAGUAGUUUGUUCUUGUUAAAAAUGUUCAUAUGAUAAUGUCUGUAAACAGCACCACUUUGAUUACAAUAGAUGUAGUGUUGUAAUAAACUGUUUAAUGGGG